Molecule: messenger RNA, 5234 nt
Organism: Cydia fagiglandana
Lineage: Eukaryota; Metazoa; Arthropoda; Insecta; Lepidoptera; Tortricidae
Exons: 10
Coding region: 240-5126 (1628 amino acids)
Biological process (GO): cell population proliferation; DNA damage response; positive regulation of protein phosphorylation
Cellular component (GO): nucleus
Source: RefSeq, a predicted model, not a curated record
AGUUCCACGUUCUCCACAAAACCCAACGUAGGUGAAAAAAAGAGGGAACGUAAAUCAUUAUUUGUACUAUACAUUGAGAAUAUAGGCUUACUCGAGAAGGAAACUACUUUGAUUAACUAUACUUUAUUAAUUUUUGCCUCUUAAGUGUGAGUAAAUAAGGAAGUCUUAAGUUUGCAGAAGUUGUUAUCAAAGUGGGUGUUGUAUUCACCUUGGAAUUAAUGCGAAACUGAAAUCUGAAAAUGGGAAGCCAUCCAGAACACGUGGAACCUUCAAUCAAAUCCAAAUUUACAGUACUAUUUGAGAAAAUAAAUGAACCGAACUAUGUUAUGGAUAGCUACUACUCUGAUAACUUGAUCAAUAAGUUAAUUGAAACCAGAAAGGAUAACAACUAUAUUUGUGUACUAUCACAUCUAUUGGGUGAACCAAUACAGAAUUUGAAUAGAUAUCAUAUAUCAGUGCAAGUUUUCCUCAUCAGAUCCCUGGGCUUUGUAUGUAGCAAAGAACUGUUCUUUGCCAAAUUAAUACAUCACAUCAAUGAUACGCUAAGGAAAGGAUACACUAAUCUUGGGUCCCCUACUAUGAACCCGAGCCUCAGCGUUGCAUAUCUAGAAGUUGCCUUGUCCCUGGUAGAGCACUACACCAGCCUAUACUGGCUGCUAGACAGUGGCAUGUGGAAAGAAAUCCUUCGUGCCAACGAGUCCAAAACAGUAUUUGUGACAAGGCAGAAAUAUAAGUUUGUAUCCAGACUCGUUUGGAGAUUAAAUGGAUUGGAAGAUGAAGCUAAUUUAAAACAAGUGCUGACUUUUAUACUGAAACCACUGAUUGAGACAGAAAUUGUGAUAACAGAGUCAAUAACUACAGACGAGGAGGAGUUAUCCGCCAAGCAGUUUGAACCAAUGCUUCACAUGCUCAACUCUAUCAUGAAUGAUUACAAGGAGCUGUCCAGAUCAUCUCUUGUCAUUAACAUGCUCCUGACACACUUCAAAGUGGUCAAUCAAAUGUAUGUAUUGCUAGACAGAUACCGCAAAGAUAGUUUGACUUCACCGAGUGCUAAAUUAAUCUUUCGUUUGAUCCUGGCUAAAAUUUUCAACACCAAACCAAUGACCGACAACUCUACACACACUGCUGAAGAUUUUAUCGAAACUAGCGCGGCCUAUUUCAAUACUGUAAAUGUGUUCCUACAAAGACGGAAUCCUAUGGCAGUUUUAGACUAUUGCUAUUCUUGCAAUGAAAUUUGGAAUGCAACAUGGGACAAGAAAAUACCAAGAAUAAACACAUUAAAUGGCAAAAAGGUGGAUUUGCAGAACAAAAUGUUGUUCUUAUGUCUCGUGCCAGCUAUUUCCUAUAUAACAAGAUAUAUGCCGGAUAAUGCUUUUCAAAUGGCUGGUAACAUUCAGGACUAUAUGAUGAAGCUUAUUAAUGCAAGUUGCGAGCACACGGCCAAGACCGCUUGGGCUCUGUCACGUCUUAUCUUGGAGCUGGACACAGAAACCAUCGUCCUGCAGAGCGUUAAAAGGCUGGCCAGCUUGAACAACUCUAUGAACAACGAACAGGCUAACUUAAUGUUCCAAGGUCUAUUCUACGUACUCAAGCAGUUCGACCCCAUGUCGGAAGGCCAUCACAAGAAGUGUCCGGAAGCCAUGUUCCAGGAAGACCAGGAGAACCUUUUCCUGUACACAUAUGCCCUAGAAGCUGUCUUGCUUCUGGUGAAGAACUAUGAUAUCAACUGGCAGGAGAGCUUGGAAAUUAUUUGUUUGUACAAUGUGGUCUUCAAUAUACUGCAGAAAACAAAUUUAUCCAGUAAGGGCGGCGCCACAGUCAUGCAUGAAAAGACGAUCGGAGACACGUCCAAGGGCUUGGUAGUUCUGCGUAUGGAUAAAAAAACGGACCAUUUGGAAAUGGAAAAUUUCGUUCCUCAUACAAACUACAAAAUUAAGAGAAGUGGUGGAUUCAAAGAUAAUUCAGGAAUUCUUAAAAAUAAUUACAGUGAAGUGACCAUGGGCAAUCGAUCAAAAUCUGUCGAAAGUGUAAUUAAAAUGAAGUUUAAAUCAUUAUUCGAAAAAAUAAAUGAACCUAAUUAUGUGAUAGAUAACUUCUACUCCGAUAAUUUAAUUAAUAAACUGUUGGAGAAUAAGCCAGAACUCAAUGUUACUUGUAGUGUAAGAAUCCUACUCGAGGAACCCGUACGUAACCUGGAACGGUACCAUGUCUCGGUGCGGGUGUUCCUCGUCAGACUUCUGGCUUUGGUCGUCAGGGAAGAACUAUGUUUCGCGAAAGUUAUACAUAACAUUAACGACCCCUUAGCCAAAGCUUAUCAAACCCUUGAAUCUCCCACAAUGACCCCAAGUCUUCGUGUGGCCUACCUAGAAGUCGCACUUGCUAUAAUAGAGCACAAUACCGGCUUCUAUUGGCUCCUUGAGAGUGGCAUGUGGAAAGAAAUCCUUAGCAUUAACGACCAGUCCAAUACAGUAUUCGUCACAAGACAGAAGUACAAGUUUGUGUCCAAACUUGUUUGGAGAUUGAACGCCUUGGAAGACGACGAUAACGUUAGGCAGGUGCUGAAUUUUAUCUUGAAACCCUUGGUGGAGACAGAUAUCGAGGUAACCGAGUCUAUGAAACCUGACGAGGAGGAAGAAGCGUCCAAGUGGCUGGAACCGAUGCUCCUCAUGUUGGUGUCCAUAACUAACGAGUACAGCGAGCUCACCAAGUCAUCUCUGGUCAUAAAUGCACUGCUGAACCACUUCAAACUGGCCAACCACCUGUGUGUGCUUUUAGAUAGAUUCCGAAAAAACAGCCUUACCUCACUCCUAGCCAAUCUAAUUUUCCGCAUAUACCUCGCCAAAACUUUACACAACAAGCCAUUAGCUGACGACACGGUAUACCGAAGUGAAGAUUUCGUGGAAACCACGGCAUCGUAUUUCAAUACCAUACAUUACUUUACAAUUAGGCGUAAGGCAAUGAUGGUCCUCGACUUUUGCUAUUCGUGCAAUGAAUAUUGGAAUGGAUUGUGGCGCGACAGGAAGCCGUUAACGAUUAUAAUGGAUGGUAAGAAGGAGAACUUGCAGAACAAGGCGUUGUUUAUGUGCCUCGUGCCGCCGAUCUGCUAUGUGACCAGGCGUUGGCCGAAGGCGGUGCGUUACGGCGAGGGGUGUAUCCAGGAUUAUAUAAUGAAGCUCAUAAAUGCGAGUUGCGAGCACACUGCUAAGGCAGGUACCUUACUAUCCGAUCUUGUCUUGGAGUCCGACGUAGAAGCAAUAGCCCUGAAGACUGUCAAGCGACUGUCCAGUUUAAAUAACUCCAUGAACAAUGAACAGGCUAAUCUAAUUUUCCAAGGGCUCUUUUACGUAAUAAAACAUUUGGACCCUGACCCGGAACACUUUGAAUACCGCUUACCGUCUUCAGAUGCCAAAUUACAAGAAGACCAGGAAAACAUGUUCGUAUACUCGUAUGUCAUAGAAGCUAUCCUAAAUUUGAUAAAAGAAUUUCAUAUAAACUGGCACGAGAGCUUGGAAGUCAUUUGUUUGUACACUGUCGUGUUUCGUAUAAUGUCGAGACCGAAUUUACCCUGUAAGUUCAUAGUAACGGCCCUAAACGUGAUAACGGUGACAGUGUGCAAAUUCCUGCCGCCCAACCUGUCACUGUUAAUGGAGUCGAAGCCCGGCUCAGCCAUGCACGACCUCGGGCGUCUCAUCUACAUGAAGAUGCACGACUUGCACUGGGAGGUGCGAGAUUCAGCGCUCGAGCUACUACUCGUGGUCACCGAGAUCUCUUACGUCAAAUUCCCGCCAUUCCAAAAGCAGAUAAUCGAGAACGAACUAAUCGUAGUAGCUACAGCAGUAGCGCUGAACGACCAUGAGUUCUACGUGCGCGCGUCCGCGCUGCGCUGCCUCGGAUCCGCCUGCAAGGUAUCCACCGUGUGGGAGCAGCUCAAGACCAAACACCCUGAUAUACAGGUACCUACAAUAGAGAUCGUAGUAGCUACAGCAGUAGCGCUGAACGACCAUGAGUUCUACGUGCGCGCGUCCGCGCUGCGCUGCCUCGGGUCCGCCUGCAAGGUGUCCACCGUGUGGGAGCAGCUCAAGACCAAACACCCUGAUAUACAGAUAGAGAUCGUAUUAGCUACAGCAGUAGCGCUGAACGACCAUGAGUUCUACGUGCGCGCGUCCGCGCUGCGCUGCCUCGGGUCCGCCUGCAAGGUGUCCACCGUGUGGGAGCAGCUCAAGACCAAACACCCUGAUAUACAGGAUUCCCUGCUAAACAUUCUAUGCAACAACCAAGAAGGCAUAGUGCGCAAGGAAGCAUGCAACGUCCUCUGCGAGAUGUACCUCAACCUGAAGCUGUGCCCCGAGUUCAAGCAGGCCCUCUACGAGCAGAUGGUCUCCUCCGCCGUCAGCGACUUCCACUGGGAGGUGCAGCUCGCCGCCCUCAAGUUCUGGAAGAUCGUCAUCCACAACAACCUCUGCGAGCAGGGCAUGCUCGACGGCACCUUCCCACCCGUCACCUUCUCCAAAGAAUCCAGAAAAAUCGUCACCCUCAACAAGGCAGAAAUACAGAGGAGACUCUUGAAAAUCUUAGACGAACUCUCCGCGAAAGGCUGCCUAACUGUCUUAUCCAAACUAUUACACGAGGACACAGAAGUCGAAAUUAUGGACGCGAAUUUAGCUAUCGCUCUGAACCUUCUGGAUAUUCUAAAGCGGUACGAGGUACCCGAGUGUGUGAAGCGCGUCGAAGGCGAACCGCGGACCAUGCAGGAGUAUUAUACGGAGACCAAAGAAGAUGCAAUGGACCAGGAAGACGUUAUCAUCAAAACGGAGGAUGCUCAGUCGGAUAACGUUAUCGAGGGCAUUAUAAACGCUGAUGACAUGAACCUGCUCGCGCACAUAUAUGAACGACAUAUGAAAUUGCAAAAUGACAAACCUGAACUACAACCCAAACCGAUGAUCAAGUUAUUACGGUAUGUGAAGCCUUAUUUGUUUGUGAAUCAUUUGAUGAGCAAAGACUUCAAGGCGGUUAUAGAGUACAAGAAACAGUGGAGGAAUGGGAUACGCAGCGUGGAGUCGCUGUUGGACGACGUGUUAGGCAUUUACGAGGUUGGCAACGAUGUAAAUAAUUUGGAUUGCUAUUGAGAUUAUAUUUUGUUAUCUAAGCAUACUUUUAGUAAGUAUACAUUCCGUAAGGAGUGAUUGUUAUAAAUAAAAUGUAGGUAUACAUUAAAAUAUAUUUUUAUUGAUCUU